Taeniopygia guttata (zebra finch) is the source of this 1680-nucleotide messenger RNA. RefSeq names its product Wnt family member 9B (gene WNT9B). Gene Ontology annotation, cellular component: extracellular region. Lineage: Eukaryota; Metazoa; Chordata; Aves; Passeriformes; Estrildidae. The record is from RefSeq and is a predicted model, not a curated record. Gene Ontology annotation, molecular function: frizzled binding; cytokine activity. Gene Ontology annotation, biological process: canonical Wnt signaling pathway; cell fate commitment; multicellular organism development.
UUAUUCCUUAGCUCCUCCAGUCUCUGUUCUAGGGCAGCCUUCACAAGGCAUCAAUCCCAGGGAUGUGCUCCCUAACUCACCUCUUCUCCUGCUUCUCUCCUUCCAGCCUGACCGGGAAAGAAGCCCUGACCCACUGGCCAUCGCUGGGCGCCCCGGGGGGCUCUGGCCCGGCCAAGGGGCACAUGAAGCAGUGCGAGCUGCUCCAGCUGUCCCGCAAGCAGAAGCGGCUGUGCCGGAGGGAGCCGGGGCUGGCGGAGACGCUGCGGGACGCGAUCCGCCUGGGCAUCCUCGAGUGCCAGUUCCAGUUCCGCAGCGAGCGCUGGAACUGCAGCCUGGAGGGCCGGCCCAGCCUGCUCAAGAGAGGUUUUAAGGAAACAGCCUUCCUGUAUGCUGUGUCCUCGGCCGCCCUGACGCACUCGCUGGCGCGGGCGUGCAGCGCGGGGCGCAUGGAGCGCUGCACCUGCGACGACUCCCCGGGCCUGGAGAACCGCAAGGCCUGGCAGUGGGGCGUCUGCGGGGACAACCUCAAGUACAGCACCAAGUUCCUGAAAAAGUUCCUGGGGCAGAAGAGGAUCGGCAAAGACCUGCGGGCCAAGGUGGACAUCCACAACACCAACGUGGGAAUCAAGGCAGUGAAGAACGGCCUCAAAACCACCUGCAAGUGCCACGGCGUGUCCGGCUCCUGCGCGGUGCGGACGUGCUGGAAGCAGCUCUCACCUUUCCACGAGAUCGGGCGGCUCCUGAAGCUGCGCUACGAUGACGCCGUCAAGGUCUUCAGCACCAGCAACGACGCCGUGGGACACUCGGAGCUGGCGGGGCCGCACAGACACGGCCACUCGGCCAAGCAGCCCUUCCUGCCCCGCCCCACGGACCUGGUGUACGUGGAGGACUCGCCCAGCUUCUGCCGGCCCAGCAAAUACUCCCUGGGCACCGCGGGCAGGACCUGCUCCCGCGAGGGCAACUGCGACAGCAUGUGCUGCGGCCGGGGCUACAACACCCAGAGCCGCCUGGUCACCUUCUCGUGCCACUGCCAGGUGCAGUGGUGCUGCUACGUGGAGUGCCAGCAGUGCAUGCAGGAGGAGGUGGUCUACAGCUGCAAGCAGUAGGACAGCCCCGAGGGGCGAGGCGAGUCCAGGGGAGCAGCAGGGGGACAGGGACAUGGCUCUCUGCUGUGGGGUGAGGGCCAAGGCGGGCACCAAAUGUGUGCAUUGCUCUUCCAACCUCGGUAUUGAGAUGCUCCAAACCUCGGCAUUGAGAUGCUCCAAACCUCGGCGUUGAGGUGAUCCAACCUUGGCAUUGAGAUGCUCCAAAUUCGGCAUUGAGAUGCUCCAAACCUCGGCAUUGAGAUGCUCCAAACCUCGGCAUUGAGGUGAUCCAAACCUCGGCGUUGAGAUGCUCCAACCUCGGCAUUGAGAUGCUCCAAACCUCGGCGUUGAGGUGAUCCAACCUCAGCAUUGAGAUGCUCCAAAUUCAGCAUUGAGAUGCUCCAAACCUCGGCGUUGAGAUGCUCCAAACCUCGGCGUUGAGGUGAUCCAACCUCGGCGUUGAGAUGCUCCAAACCUCGGCAUUGAGAUGCUCCAAACCUCGGCGUUGAGAUGCUCCAAACCUCGGCGUUGAGGUGAUCCAACCUCGGCAUUGAGAUGCUCCAAACCUCGGCGUUGAGAUGCUCCAAACCUCGGC